This is a messenger RNA of Williopsis jadinii, 744 nucleotides long. RefSeq lists its product as uncharacterized. The transcript has 3 exons. The coding region runs from base 1 to 744 and encodes 247 amino acids. The record is from RefSeq and is a predicted model, not a curated record. Lineage: Eukaryota; Fungi; Ascomycota; Saccharomycetes; Phaffomycetales; Wickerhamomycetaceae.
AUGCCCUCACUUGGUUCCGGUGUUAGUCUACCGCCCACUGAAACGCUCACAGAACGUACACAGGUUGCGAUCAGCCAACCUGAGGUGAUUCGGGAGUUCCUUUGUCCCUUGGACGAGCAUACUGGUGAUCGUAUACUCGUCCAGAGAGACGUUAUCAAGGGCGCAAUCGAGUGCUCACUAGCGGAUCAGUUGUUUAUAAUCGCUGGUCCGAGUGCUCUAAGGGAUCCGUUGCAGUCGAUUGGCUGUAUGAAAUGGAUCAGGUCAAAGAACGAAGCCUUGAGCAAUGUUCGUGUGUUGAUGAAUCUGAGUAUAGACCGUAUGGCGAUACUGAGCGAUCGUGAAACGGUACAACCGUACUACUUGACACAUGGGCUAGUCAGCACAAGGUUACAUCUAUUGGAGCUAGCAAGACAUGUGGCGUUGGUUGGUGGUGUGACAGAUCCAAUUCUCCAAGUGUAUUUUGAAGACUUGUACUCCUUUGGCUUAUUCUACGAUUUGGAUAACGAUUGUAUGACGAACUUACUGUCCAAUAGUCCAUUUGGAAUUGCAAUAUUGGACAGACACUUCAACACAUGCCAGGUUGAGCUGCUCAGCAGGCAGAUCCAGCAGUGCUUUGAAGUACAGAGGUUGCACUUGGGUGUGAUGGGCUUGGGACAGAUUGGCAUGGUGCUUUCAAAGGGGAACAGUGACGUUGUCAUUGCUAUCGGUUUGGAUCUGCUCAGUGAGAUGAUGGAUCAGAUAUAA